AUGUCCUAUCCUCAGGGUUACCUCUACCAGCCCCCGGGCUCCCUGGCUCUUUAUUCGUGUCCGGCGUACGGGGCCUCGGCUCUGGCUGCCCCGCGGAGCGAGGACCUGGCGCGGUCGUCCUCCGGAUCAGCCUUCAGCCCGUACCCUGGAUCGGCUGCCUUCUCCGCGUCGGCUGGCGCCGGCUUCUCCAGUCCGCUGUCAUACGCCACGGAUCCAACUACGGGAUUCCCAUCCUACAUGAGCUCUCCAUAUGACGCGCACACGGCGGGCAUGGCGGGGGCGCUGGGUUACCACCCGUACGGGAGCCCCGGGUACCCGUACCAGCUCAACGACCCGGCUUACCGCAAGAACGCCACCAGGGACGCCACGGCCACCCUGAAGGCCUGGCUGCAGGAGCACAGGAAGAACCCGUACCCGACCAAAGGGGAAAAGAUCAUGCUGGCCAUUAUCACCAAGAUGACCCUGACGCAGGUCUCCACGUGGUUCGCCAACGCCCGGCGGAGGCUCAAGAAGGAGAACAAGAUGACCUGGGCGCCCAGGAACAAGAGCGAGGACGAGGACGAGGAGGACGGGGACGGGGAGAGGAAGGAGGUGGAGCGCUCCGAGAAGAACCUGGACAACAGCGAGGCGUCGGCGGAGGAUGAAGGGAUCAGUUUGCACGUCGACACGCUGACGGACCACUCCUGCCCCUCGGAGUCCGACGGGGAGAAGGUCAGCUGCCGAGUGGCCGAGCUGAGCUCCGACCAAGCCGGCGACAAGUGCGACGACGACGGCGAGGAGCAGAACCACGACCCGCGGGCUCAGCUCUCGCCCAAGGCCGUCACGUCGCCCCCGCUCACGGGAGUGGAGGCGCCGCUUCUCGGUCACCACCACCACCACCACCACCCACACCAUCUCCACCACCACCUGCAACACCUCCACCACCUACACAGCCAGCGGGAGGAUCUGGCCCGGAGCCUCGUCAACAGCAGCGGCCUCAUCGCCGGCAAAUCGUCCCCGUGCCUGGAGAGCCGGGCUCCGUCGGGGGUGCCUCAGAUCCCCGCAGCCAAGCCCAAGCUGUGGUCGCUGGCGGAGAUCGCUACCUCGGACCAUAAGCAGCAACAUCCGCAGCAGCAGCCACCGGGGCAGCAUGCAGGGCAACCGACCUGCCCCUCCUCCUCCGGCGGCGGGGGGCUCCUCACUCCCCCCACGUCCUCCACCAGCUCCCCGGCUGCCGGCUCCCCCUCCCUCUACCCGGCCCCCUCCAUCCUUGGAAGACCUAUUUAUUACACUUCUCCCUUUUAUAGCAAUUACACAAACUAUGGCAACUUCAGCCCCCUGCAGGGCCAAGGGAUCCUGCGCUACACUAAUUCGUCUGGAGUGAGUCUGGCCGCAGCCGCCGCCGCUGCCGCCGCCGCCGCCGCUGCUGCGAACGAGGGCCUGAGCUCCUCGCACCAGGGGCUGGAGGCGAGCACGAACCCCAAGCACAGGCCAGACUCCCCCCUCGUUAAACAUAACACAAACCACAUUGUUGUUGUCGAGCAGCAGCAGCAGCAACAACAACAGCUUUUCAGAGCCGCACAUUUAGAGGCAAAGAAAGCUACGUAG
This is a messenger RNA of Pleuronectes platessa (European plaice), 1587 nucleotides long. RefSeq names its product iroquois homeobox 2a (gene irx2a). Gene Ontology annotation, cellular component: nucleus. NCBI's taxonomy places the organism in Eukaryota, Metazoa, Chordata, Actinopteri, Pleuronectiformes, Pleuronectidae. The transcript is spliced from 3 exons. Gene Ontology annotation, biological process: cell development; regulation of transcription by RNA polymerase II; neuron differentiation. Gene Ontology annotation, molecular function: DNA-binding transcription factor activity, RNA polymerase II-specific; RNA polymerase II cis-regulatory region sequence-specific DNA binding. Bases 1 to 1587 code for a protein of 528 amino acids. The record is from RefSeq and is a predicted model, not a curated record.